CACAUUCUCUCAAUCAUGGCGUCCCGUGUCCUAGUACAGUGUGUGCGCACAUUAGCCCGCUCCUCGGCGAGGGUUUCUGGUAACCUUGCGUUAAGGGCCGUCGCCGCACCGGUCUCGGCGAGCCACCGGUCCUUCUCGGUCAUCUCGAACGCGGAGCGGAGCCGGGUGCUGGAGCAGAGCCGGGUCUCUAUCGUGAGCGUUUGGUGCCGACAGUAUGGAGACCUGCCCCCGCUCACCCUGGAGACGAUUAGGGACAGGGUUAUGUACGUGCUAAAGCUGUACGACAAGGUCAACCCCGAGAAGCUCCAGACCACCUCCCACUUUAUGAAAGACCUCGGCCUGGACAGCUUGGACCAGGUAGAAAUCAUCAUGGCCAUGGAGGAUGAAUUCGGUUUUGAGAUCCCAGACGCAGAUGGAGAGAAGCUGAUGUCGCCCGCUGACGUUGUACAGUACAUUGCCGACAAGAAAGAUGUUUAUGAAUAGUUUGUCACAUACUUCAGAUGGCGGUUGAUCCUCCUUAACUCGACCUUCCAGGAAGUUCGGAAGAAGAAGUCGGGAGAGUCUGUCCACUUGCGUUCCCUACCUAUUUCCCCUACUGUAUUUAAAUAAACAUGUCUAUGCCUUGGAAGCCUGAGGAAUUAAAACAAUGUUCACAUCA
Gadus macrocephalus (Pacific cod) is the source of this 658-nucleotide messenger RNA. Its product is annotated as acyl carrier protein, mitochondrial-like. NCBI's taxonomy places the organism in Eukaryota, Metazoa, Chordata, Actinopteri, Gadiformes, Gadidae. The record is from RefSeq and is a predicted model, not a curated record. Gene Ontology annotation, molecular function: acyl binding; acyl carrier activity. Gene Ontology annotation, biological process: fatty acid biosynthetic process. Gene Ontology annotation, cellular component: mitochondrion.